Messenger RNA from Nematostella vectensis (starlet sea anemone), 2446 nucleotides. RefSeq names its product acyl-coenzyme A synthetase ACSM3, mitochondrial-like. Gene Ontology annotation, biological process: fatty acid biosynthetic process; acyl-CoA metabolic process. Bases 110 to 1933 code for a protein of 607 amino acids. The transcript is spliced from 14 exons. NCBI's taxonomy places the organism in Eukaryota, Metazoa, Cnidaria, Anthozoa, Actiniaria, Edwardsiidae. The record is from RefSeq and is a predicted model, not a curated record. Gene Ontology annotation, cellular component: mitochondrial matrix. Gene Ontology annotation, molecular function: fatty-acyl-CoA synthase activity; fatty acid ligase activity.
UUACUUUUCAUUUGUAUGUCUAUCGUAACACAACACGGAGCACCCGCCAUCACCAGCAACUGUCUUUACGUAGUUGUAAACUUGUCGAUGGCACAAGUGCUAAACAAAUAUGCUUAUCAUAAGGCAUAGCAAGCAUCAGGUGCAUUUACGAAGCUUUCAGUUUUGGCGCGUUCUUCGAUCAAACAUUCGAGCGGGUGGUGUAAGCAUUCGAUUUCGAAAAAGCCAUGCCCAUGUCGCUGUUCCUCCGGCCUGUGAUUCGAAAGCAGGAUUCAACGAUUACAAGAAAGAGGUUGCAGAAUUCAAGGUCGAAGUACCGAAGUUUUUUAACUUCGCAAACGUAAUCGAAGAAUGGGUUCUAAAAGAGAAGAUUGGUGAACGCUCAAAAGAAAAUCCAGCAUUUUGGUGGACAGACAAUAAAGGACAUGAGAUAAAAUGGUCUUUCGAAGAGCUAAAUAACAACUCAAAGAAGGUUGCCAACCUGCUGGUCCAUGAGUGUGAUGUGCGACGGCAUGACCGUGUGAUGGUGAUAUUACCACGCUAUCCUGAAUGGUGGCUUCUCAACUUGGCCUGCUCAAGAAUAGGGAGUGUUAUUAUUCCUGGCUCCACACAGCUCAGGUCAAAGGAUAUUCUAGCAAGGUUGCUUGUUUCCAGGGCAAACACUAUAGUAGCAGACCCUGCAACUGCUGAAGUUGUAGAUGAAGUCGCUGAUCUGGUGCCGUUUCUGGAAACCAAGCUGUUGAUUGGAGAAAGAAGAAGGGAAGAACAUAGAAAGGGAUGGCUACCGUUCAAAACGCUCUACAAGCAAGCGUCAACUGUGCACACGUGUGCUCCCACUACGAGCGACGAGACUUCAAUAAUAUUCUUUACAAGCGGCACCACAGGGCUCCCAAAGAUGACCCAGCACACGCAUGCCAGCCAAGGGAUCGGGCACAGCAUCACGGGAAAAUAUUGGCUGGAUUUGUGCCCCGAUGACGUCCAUUGGACCGUAUCUGAUCCGGGCUGGGCCAAGACUGCGUAUGGGUGUCUUUAUGGGCCGUGGAUCCAGGGCGCGUCUGUAUUCAUUCACCACACAACCGAGAAAUUCGAGGCAAAGGUCAUUCUUGACCAUCUCCAGAAGUACCCUAUAUCUACAAUGUGCUUACCUCCUACAGCCUACAGAAUGAUGAUCCACGAAGACCUCUCUCGAUACCAGUUCCCCGCGCUGCGUCACUGUCUGAGUGCAGGCGAGCCGCUGAAUCCGGAAGUGAUGGUCGAUUGGAAAGAGAAAACUGGACUCGACAUCCGGGAAGGCUACGGUCAAACCGAAACAACACUUCUCUGUGGAACAUUCCGCUGCAUUGAGACCCGUCCAGGCUCCAUGGGAAAACCAGCCCCCGGAUAUGACGUCAGAGUAAUAGACGAGAAGUGUAACGAGACGCCUGCUGGGAUAGAGGGCGACAUUGCCGUAUACUUGAAACCAAGGCGGCCAGUCGGACUAUUCAGCGAAUACAUUGAGGACUACGAGAGAAACGUGUCCGCUUAUCACGGUGACUACUACCUGACCGGCGACCGGGCCGUCCGGGAUGAGGACGGAUACCUGUGGUUUAUCGGACGCUCUGAUGACGUCAUCAUAUCGGCCGGCUAUCGUAUCGGUCCCUUCGAAGUCGAGAGUGCGCUAAUUGAACAUCCCGCCGUCGCCGAGGCUGCUGUGGUUAGCAGUCCUGACCCCGUUAGGGGGGAGGUUGUGAAGGCGUUUGUUAUACUGACACCGUCGUUUGAAGGAAAUCAUGAUGACCUUAUUACUGAGUUGCAAGAGUACGUGAAAAAUACUGCCUCGCCAUACAAAUACCCCAGAAAGAUCGAGUUCGUAGAACAUCUUCCAAAAACGGUCAGCGGUAAGAUCAUGCGCAGACAGCUACGAGCUGAGGAGUGGGACAAGCAUCUAGCAGACUAGUCACGUGGAUGUCACACCCAAGACACGUGACUCGUUGCUGUAGACGUGUGACAUGUGCUAGACACGUGAUUGUCAUGUGUCAGACACGUCAAAAUUACUCGGUUCUGGUUGGCUCACAGGCAGCACUGCCAGUGGUUUUUAAAGAAAUUUACGGGAAAAUUGAUAUGUUCGCGAAAUAAUACUUUAUGGUGAAAUAUAGUAGAGCGUAUUCAGUAGAGCGAGCUUUAAGCCCGCUUCGAAUUGCGUUUCCACCUACACUAGCCUUGUAGGAAAAAGCCUUCCCCGAAAAUUGAAAUAAAGGAAGACGAGUUUGUUCAACAAAAGUUGGUUUCGCAGGAAGCAAAGCGCGCAACAUCGCUUUCGAACUUUUUUUUGCAUCAAUGCUGCCACAAAAGUUGUACGAUUUUGUUGCCCGUAUUACCGUACCUUUAGGGCAUCAAAUUUCAGCGGCAAUUAUGAAAGAUCAGAAGAUGAGUUCUCUCAAAUAAAAAUUGCCUUCAUUUUCAAGGUAAA